AGGGUUCGCCCCAGAACCAGCUUCUGCAACGGCUUCGCGUGAGCCACUGCACAGCCCAAGGACUAGGGUUCACCUGAGGACGAGGGUUCACCCCAGAACCAGCUUCUGCAGCGGCUUUGCGUGAGCCACUGCGCAGCCCGAGGAUGAAGCUGAAAGUCAUUGCUAUUGAUGAACAGCUGAGAGUCAUUUAUGAGGAUAAUAUUCAAUUUGAUAAGGACCUACCAGAAUUUAGGACUCAAGGUGGAGCCUAUGUUCACAGUGAUGGACUAACAGUCACUUCUCCUGUGCUGAUGUGGGUCAAGGCUCUGGAUAUGAUUUUGGAAAAAAUGAAGUCUUCUGGAUUUAAUUUCUCUCAAGUGAGAACCCUGUCUGGUGCUGGUCAGCAACAUGGGAGUGUGUAUUGGAAAAAGGGAAGCGUUGACAUUUUAAAGAAUGCGUCACCUGAACUGCCUUUGCAUCAUACACUGAAGGAUUGUUUUUCUGUCAGUAACAGCCCCAUCUGGAUGGAUUCUAGUACAGCUUCCCAGUGCAGCUCUCUGGAGAAAGCCGUUGGAGGAGCGCAACGUCUAGCUAAUAUCACUGGAUCUCGAGCCUAUGAGCGUUUUACAGGAAACCAGAUAGCAAAGAUUUACAGCCAGAAUCCUGAGGUCUACAUGCAAACUGAGAGAAUAUCUUUGGUUAGCAGUUUUGGAGCUUCCCUUUUUCUAGGAGCUUAUGCACCCAUCGAUUACAGUGAUGGUUCUGGGAUGAAUUUGCUGAAGAUCUGUGAAAAGGUAUGGUCAGUGUCUUGCCUUGAUGCUUGUGCACCGGGAUUAGCAGAGAAACUAGGAUGCCCUGUGCCAUCCCACUCAGUCCUGGGACCCGUUUCUCCUUAUUAUAUUAAACGUUACGGGUUUAGCCCAGACUGUAAAAUAGUAGCAUUUACAGGAGACAAUCCAGCAUCAUUGGCAGGGAUGAGACUUCAAGAAGGAGAUAUUGCAAUUAGUCUUGGCACAAGUGACACAUUGUUUCUUUGGAUCCAGGAACCAACUCCUGCUUCAGAAGGUCAUAUCCUCUGCAACCCUGUUGACUCUCAAGCAUAUAUGGCACUUUUAUGUUUUAAGAACGGCUCUCUGAUGAGAGAGAGGAUCAGAGAUGACUGUGCUUCAGGCUCCUGGGAUGAAUUCUCCAAAGCCCUAACGUCUACUGUUGCUGGAAACAAUGGAAACUUGGGUUUCUACUUUGAUGUGAUGGAAAUUACUCCUGAAGCUAUUGGGAUUCACAGAUUCAACAGAGACAACCAAAAGGUUUCAGACUUUCCAAAGGAUGUGGAGGUACGAGCGUUGAUCGAAGGGCAGUUCAUGGCCAAGAGGAUUCAUGCUGAAAAACUGGGAUAUAAAGUCAUGCCGAGAACAAGGAUUUUGGCUACUGGUGGCGCAUCCCACAAUGAAAAGAUCUUGCAGGUCCUGUCUGACGUGUUCAACGCACCAGUGUACACUAUCGAUACCGCCAACUCUGCUUGUUUAGGAAGUGCUUACAGAGCAAUUCAUGGGCUUGUGGCGGAGACUGGUGUGUCCUUGGCUGAGGUUGUGAAAUUAGCACCAGAACCUAGACUGGCUGUUACACCAACCGCUGGGGUUGAAGAGCUCUAUCGUCCACUUCUGAAGAGAUAUGCAGAGCUUGAGCAGAAGGUCAUCUACAACCCAACCUCCUCUUGUCUGGUGAAGUAACAAGGAAACAGCUUAUAAGUCGGCUGAAGAAUGAACUGCCAAGGAGAAGAUCACAAGAGAUUUGAUCAGAAUUUACUGGAGUUGUUUAAAGCAUUCUGUUGCAUUUCGUGUCUUAAAAUAGUAUGACGAAUAAUUUUUAAAUGGCUGUUUUCGAGGAUGUUGGAGAAAAAGUUACUUUAAGAUUGAAAAUCUGAUUAAAUAGCAUCACAUCA
Messenger RNA from Struthio camelus australis, 1921 nucleotides. NCBI's taxonomy places the organism in Eukaryota, Metazoa, Chordata, Aves, Struthioniformes, Struthionidae. The record is from RefSeq and is a predicted model, not a curated record.